This is a messenger RNA of Asparagus officinalis (garden asparagus), 1688 nucleotides long. Its product is annotated as probable pectinesterase/pectinesterase inhibitor 25. Gene Ontology annotation, molecular function: pectinesterase activity; pectinesterase inhibitor activity. The record is from RefSeq and is a predicted model, not a curated record. NCBI's taxonomy places the organism in Eukaryota, Viridiplantae, Streptophyta, Magnoliopsida, Asparagales, Asparagaceae. Gene Ontology annotation, biological process: cell wall modification.
CUUUGCUUUUAAACAAAUCCUCAAAUUAAGCCGCUUUCUCCCAUAUGAUAAAAAUACCCUCCAUAUCGAUGCUCCCUCUGUCGUUCCAGUACCGGCCACGUGUUGCGAUGCCGUCGAUUUCGCUAUCCCUCCUCUUCCUUCUGACGCGGUUCGCCGCCACCGCCACCAGCUCCGAGUCAACGUCAGCAGCAUGCAAAGUACUGCGUGCUACCCCAAGCUCUGCCGCGCCCUCCUCUCCCCUCGAAAUUACCGUCCCGCCCUACGACUACGGCCGCUACUCGGUUAAGCAGGCGUUAAAGCAGCCAAGCGCAGCGGCCAAGAUCAUCGGCAGCUACCUCACCAAAGGCCGCGACACCGACGCGGGUCCAACGUUCGCAGUGGGCGCCCUUGACGACUGCCGCCAGCUGGCGGGCCUGAAUGCUGACUUCCUGAUCGCGGUUCAGUUAAAAGUUCUCGUCUUGGUUUUGCUUGAACGAGGAAAGGAUUUCCUGUUAUCUGUUGUUUCAGGAGUUGAAAUAAUUAAAGCAGACUUCCAAGGUCCAGCAAAAUUCGGACGCAACCUUCUAGAAGGAAACGCCAGCGUCGUUCCGUUGAGCCAGCCGGUGAUCGUCGUAGCACGCGAUGGAACGGGAAACUUCACGACGAUCAACGACGCAGUUGCCUUCGUGCCAAAUGGAACUUCGAGCGACGAUGGUUACAUAGCCAUUUUCAUCAGGCCCGGUGUCUACGAGGAGAAUGUCAUUGUGGCGAAGAGUAAGAGGAACUUGAUCAUGAUCGGUGCCGGUAUCGAUCAGACUGUGAUUACGGGAAAUCGGAGCGUGUUUGAUGGAUGGACGACAUAUAAUUCAGCCACUUUUGCAGUUCAUGGGGAGAGAUUCAUAGCCAUAAACAUUACCUUUGAGAACACAGCUGGACCAGAGAAACACCAGGCAGUGGCCCUCCGCAAUAGCGCAGACCUCUCCAGCUUUUACCGAUGCAAGUUUGUUGGUUACCAGGACACCCUCUAUGCCCAUUCCCUCCGGCAGUUCUAUCGUGAUUGUGAAAUCAAAGGCACCGUCGACUUCAUCUUCGGCAAUGCCGCCUCUGUCUUCCAGCAUUGCACCAUCAUCGCCCGCAAACCCCUCCCCAACCAGUUCAUCGCCAUCACUGCUCAGGGUCGAGCUCAUCCCAACCAGACUACAGGGAUCUCCAUCCACAACUGCACCAUAUUGGCUGAGUCUGAGCUGAACGAUUUAAAAUCAAGCACCAAGUCUUAUUUGGGGAGGCCGUGGAAGGAGUACUCGAGGACCGUCUAUAUGCAGUCAUAUAUCAACGGAUUCAUCGAUCCCAAGGGAUGGAUCGAGUGGAACGGGACAGAGUUUGCAUUAGGCACACUGUUUUACGGUGAGUUUGACAACUAUGGGCCAGGCUCAGAUACGAGUGGGAGAGUGCAGUGGACGGGGUAUACUAAGAUGAAUAAGACGCAAGCGGCUGAAUUUACUGUGGCUAAUUUUACUGCUGGGGAUGCCUGGUUGCCUGCAAUUCCCUACGAUCAGGGUCUGCUUUAGACUUCUAAGCCGUAGUUGAUUGUUACAAAUAGCUACCUAGAUUUCCACUGAUGAUACGAGAUUCAAGUGCUGUUGAUAACUGAAACAUGCUCCUGUUAUUUAGAAUUCAUCAUAUAGAACUUUUGAUAAUUAAGGUAGAAA